AUGACGACGGUUGGUGUCGAGACUGUAGAACCGAGCGGUAAUGAUGGACGCGAACGAUGGAGUCGCAAAAUCGAGUUUCUUCUCGCGUGCAUCGGCUUUGCCGUUGGCUACGGGAAUUUUUGGCGAUUUCCCUAUAUGUGUUUUAAAAAUGGCGGAGGUGAGUUAGCGAUGCAAUGAAAUGUUCGAAGCCUGCAAAUUCUCGUCAAGUAAGCCAGUUUUUAGCAUCUACUAGCUGCGGCACUGCGCGUGCAAAAUGCGUGUGCUUUGGCUACAAUGGUGCAGCACUUUGGAACAAUCUUCCUUACGAGGGAAAAACGUUCCAAAACCACUGCAUGGUCCUUCAUCCAUGAGCUCCUUUAAAACGAUUCCGGACUUCAACUUUAGUGAUUAUUUUAACAAAAAAAAAUUAAAUUACAGCUUGCCCUGCAAAUAGGUAUGUAAGGGACUGAUCAUUAUUUACGGCGGGGGGUGGCACCGAAGAGAAAAGGGUUGGGUAAACAAAAUUUUGAGUGAGUAAAAGGUUGGGUAAAUGAAAAACAAAACAACUCAAAGGUUGGGUAAUAAAAAUUUAUUGUCAUUUCCAAAGCAUGACUCACUCAAAUAUUGAAGACUGAAAACUUCAAUGUCAACAGUCAUGGAAUAUGUGAAUCAAUCUAUAUCUUCAUCAUUUUCCGAUUUGUUGGGAGACAAAUGGUGUCUCCAAAGAAAGUAAAUGUGCAGACAACAUGAAACUUUAGACUGCAGAAAAGUCAGUCAAUUUCACAAGCCGAACGUUAUCAAACUAUCAAACAUUCACAAGCCGAACGUUAUCAAACGUAUCACGGAAGUGGUAAAGGACUUGUGUCAUGUGUGACAACUGAAUGACAUCCUUUUGUAACGUUUUUGGCCAAGGGUGGGUAUUUAUUUUUUAAAUGAUACUUGAGGUUGGGUAAUGAAAUUUUUUAUUUUUUAAUGGUUGGGUCAGCAAAAUUUUUGUCACGAAAAACAUUUCUCUUCGGUGCCACCCCCCACCAUAAAUAAUGACCGGUCCCUAAGCUAAUCGAGACCGGGCAAGAUAGAUAGAAAAUAAUUUUACAAAUUUUAGGAUGAGAUAUGCCAGAGACAGACUGAGCUUAAAUCGAAUUUCUGCCAGCUAUUUUAACUUAAAUAUAUUGGUAUUUGUGUUGGUAUUUUCAAUAUUAAAUGUGUAAUACAAAAAAAAAAAUAAGCCAUGGAGUAAAUUAAUUAGCAAUACCCACUAAAAAUUUUUCAAUUUAUUAUUAUGGGGAUUUCUAUUGUCAUCUUGUUUUUCCAAAAAGUCGAAGGGUCUUUUUAAAUGGUUUCUAAGACCCCGUUUACAUGAGACCAGGACGAAGUCAAACCGAAAUAAAAAUUGAAACUGUCAACAUGUUUACAUGCAACCAGUGCGAAAAUCACGAAAUUUUCAAUUUAUUCCCCUUGGCAGGCAAUUUUCCGUUUUAGAUGCCUUUUGUUAGCAUGUGUUGUUCCAAUGUCAAAGUUCCAGCCGAGACCGGUCUGAAAUGUAUUUGCCAUUUGUGUUUACAUUCAUCCCGCGGUCUGAGUUCAUGCCGGUCUGAAGUCAGUCGGCUCGGUCCAGCAGGCGGAAUGACUUGAGACCGGUCUGAGUUAUUUUCGUACCGGUCUCAUGUAAACAUCUAUUAUAAAUAAUACUAUGACCGAAACGAAAUGGUCCCGGUUUGACUUCGUUCCGGUCUCGUGUAAACUGGGCCUUAGUUGAGUUGAAGCCGGCUCGUUUAUUUUUAUCUUUUGUCUGCUUGCAUGUUGUGUCAAGCAGAGAGUGUACCCUUGUCUUGUAAUGUUCCUAUCAUGUUUUGUGAUUGUAAAUUUUCAAUAUGAUUGUCUGUAAGACCUCUGGAUGCAUGUAUGAACUGUGCUGUUAAAUGUGCAGCUGAGUUCUAAUUUCUGAAUUGCGAAGCCGGACAGUCACGGAGUGAAACAUGACCGGGUCAAAGGCUUCCCUGGGUACCUCUGGUUGCCAGCCAUGUCACAAAACAUAAGGGCAACAUGAAAAAGAUUGUCAAAAAUUCAAUGAUUCCACAAAUUAAGACUCAUAAAUAACCAUGUUUUCAUUGAGAACGUUGACACAAAAUUAAAUCUCUCACGAUCUUAGCUUAAAAAUGCCGCAUCAUUGAAUUCUUUUAAAUUGUCCAUUUCCGAAACUAUGUCUACAUGUCUCUGAUAUUCCUCCUCUUUCUUGUUUACAUUUGUGAUACAUUCACUAAUCCUUGCAUGUAUUUUUUAAUUAUUUAUAUCUAAACGCCCCCGUUGGAAAUCUGCAAUUAGCCGAAGGGGUAAGCGUGGGUAACUGAUAUAGUUUUAAUAAUAAUUUAAUAAUUAUAAUAAUGACCUAGCUCAAAACAUUUGCGAUGUGAAAUGCAUGCAGGCCGUUUUUCUGCGAAUGGACCAUUUGCAUUAUAGACUAAAUUUUGAUCUCAACAAGUGUAGAUAAAAAUUUCAUCACAGCUUGAAAGAGCAUCACAAAAUUAGUAAUAUUCCAAAAAUUGCGAAAUGUUGUAAAAUGCGGAUGAUAUAGCCUUACGAAGUUUGCCGUUUUUCAGUCAUUUUCUAUUACAUUGAAGGGGAAAUUGACAGCCCCAAAGGGUAUUGCAUGGGCUGUCAAUUUCCACCGCAUAAUGCAAAAUGACUGAAAAACGGCAAAUUUCGCAAGGCUAUGUUAUCCGCAUUUUACAACAUUUCGCAACGAAAUUUUGGAAUAUUACUAAUUUUGUGAUCCUCUCUUUCAAGCUGUGAUGAAAUUUUUGUCUAGACUUGUUUAGAUCAAAAUUUAGUCUAUAAUGCAAAUGGUCCAUUCAUGAUGGGAUUCUGCGUUUACAUGCAGGAAAAUUUUCCCCGUGUAGCAUGACUUGACAAAAAAUAUGAGAUCAGCAGGUGACACCAGCAGGAUGUAGUGCACGCAUUUACCAGUACCGCGCCACACAUGUUUUAUAUAAAAAUCAGUUUGCCAAAAGCUAUUGUAGAUCGUCCAGAUAAAAGUAAUUGCUACACAGUCUAUUUUGUAAUGGCAUGUUUUUGUAUUGCAAGGCUAUAGGCCAAAAGGUCGAUCAGGGUAAUUGUUGCUAUUUUACUCAAUUGCAAAUAGACUAGUCCGGCAUCAAUUGACAAUUCCCAUUAUAGACUAAUUUUAGAACUAGGCAAGGAGAUGCAAAUAAAUCACCACAGCUAGAAAGACCAUACUAAAAUCAGUACAUUUGCAAAGUUUGGUUGCGAAAUGUUGUAAAAUGCGGAAAAUAUAGCCUUGCAAAGUUUGCAAAUUUUAUAUACUUUUGUAUUGGGUGCGGAAAUUGCUACCAUUUUUUGCCCAAAUGUGGUAGGAAUGUGGUAGGAAUUUCCGCACGCAAUUUUCGCAACCAAACUUUGUAAUUUUACUAAUUUUGGUAUGCUCUUUUUAGCUGCAGUGAUUUACUUGCAUCUCCAUGUCCAGUUUUAAAAUUAGUCUAUAAUGGGAAUUAGCUUUUUCCGCAUUUUUCCCAAAAGAGAUCAAAGUGCAUUGUGGGAUCGUUUGGAGCGACAAAAUAUAUGAUGACAGGCGUCAAAUAUGUGAAAGAGUAGAAGUAUCUAUACUAUCAAAUAUCAACUUUUAGACGACCAAGAAUGAAAUAUCUCCUUUUUACAUUAAACAUUUAAUUUAAAUGCAUGUGUGCUGCCAUAUUUCUUGUCCCUCCAACAUGGGAUUCGCGCGACUUGACCCAGGACUUUGGAAAAUGGCUAAUUAAUUGUCUAGUCAUGAAGCAUAUUUUUCUCAUUGUCGCGUAUUUGCGAUGAAAAGUGUUGAAAACCUGAAACCAUUUUGUAUUUUUGGCGUAAUAAUUAAUUCCUCUCAAACUGAAUUACUUUGUUUUAGCUUUAUUUUGUAGUUGACACAGUUAGCUAUCUUUUUUAAUGAUUAGUGAUGUUACUCUGAGACUGAGUACAUACAGGGGCGCACAUUAGGGGGGGGGUGGGGGUUUGGGGGGGUGCGAAACCCCCCCUAGAAUCCGAAUAUCACUAAAAGUCGGUCCCAUUCAUCCUUGAUACUGUGCGAAAACUCGGUACCAAAAUUCGGGUAUAAGAAUUAAUAUUUACUUCUGUCCGACUCGGUGAAUUGGGACCGACAACACAAGAGCUGGUUGGUAAGAUGUUAUGAACAAGCGUAUGUGUAUGUGUUAAUGUGUAAGAAACUAUUUCUUGAUUUUUAAACGUCAAAUCGUAGCGCACCCGCUAAGGUUUAGAUGGUUAAUUCAGAUUAUUUAUUAUCUUGAUUUUAUUGUUUUGCUAGUUGUUAUUAUACACUUCUAUUUUUCAUUAUUUUCAGUAUUUUAUAUGGACGAACGAAAGUAACAAUUAUAUUCGAAGAAAUAAACUCGUCUCCCUCUCUCUGCUACUAUCCGAUUUCGCACCUGUGGCCUGCGAACGGAUACUCUCAUGACAGCUCAUACACAUUACUAAUAAACACGUCCUGGUAUUCACACGCGAGCUCAAUUAGGCCUAUACACAUGUUUUGAUUCUUCAGUUCAGAAAAAGACUUAUCUGAUUCUAUUGAUCUGGAACAGAUUGAACAAAUGCAGAAAUUGAGCGAACUAUUCAAUAAGGGAUGAAUUUUCUUAAUUCUUCGUUCGUACACCUGAACGAGCCAACCGAAAAGGUAGAGUUAAGACUCUGAAAUAGUCGUUUCCGGCGACCUAGAGGGCUAAAUGUUGAAAAUUUUCGCGUUCGGCGCCAACCAUGGUGGCGCCUCGUGAGACUUAACCCCAUGGUUUCACAUUCAUUCCCUCGUCCCUGUUCUGUCGCAUGAGGUUUUUGCAGAAUUGUUUUUACCCUUCUGUUUAAUUUAUUUUUGAAUAUCAAAAAGUCGGUCCCCAAGUGGCCCACAGGCCCCACACCCCCCUAGAAAUUCCUUAGAUGUGCGCCCCUGAGUACAUAUCCACACCGGGCAGGCUUGAAAAAUAUGCCUGGCCACGGUGGGAUUCGAACCUACAACCUUUGGAAUACUAGCCCAAUUAUAUCAUUGAUGCUGCAAAAUUGACGCCAUACUCUAUAUAGCUACAGCGAUAUGAGCAAAACUUGCUGAACUUCAGACGUUAUUUUCUCUUUGGCAUACCAUCUAAAAUCUCAUCAUUUUAGCAUUAUUUUCCAGACAAAGUACUAAAAAUACUUUUUAGGGACUGGUCAUAAAGUAAAUGCUAGGGUGGGCUGGAGGUAACUCGCAAAUUUUGCCAAUAAGUUUGGUGACCCAUCUUAGGAUGUAGAUAAAAAUUUCAAGGCCCAUCUAAUCUUACAAAAAAAUUUUCAUGACCCAUCCAAUCUAAAUUGGGAAAAUACACUUUUAUAAUAAAAAAAACUUGCAGGUAUGAACAUUGUAAAUAUACACCGGCACUGUAUUGACAUACGUAAUUCCACCAAGCUUGACCAACAUAUUCAUCACCAAUUACGAUACUGAGCUGUUCUGUUCUCCAGUUGGUUGUAUUUGCUGUGAUUCGACCAGUUCUUGUUGUUGUAUAAAACAAAGUACUGGCUUCAAUAGCAUCAUUUGCAUUUGAUAAUUCGGAUAGUUUUGUUUACUUUUAUUAUUAAUAUCUUUAUUUUUUGAAGUAGACAUGCAUGGGUUUUGUUUGGUGGCCCAGCCGUGGACAUACAAAAAAUUUGGCGGCCCAUCGAAACUGCCCAAAGAUUUUCCAUGGCCCAUCCCAAAUCACUCCAGCCCACCCUAGCAGUUACCUUAUGACCGGUCCCUUAAGUUUGUUUGCCGCUUGAAAAACAUAUCAAAAAUUGAAAAAUUUGAAUAUGGUCAUAACCAAGUGGUAAUGUGUAUUCAUUAAUUUUGAGCGCGUGUUACGUAACAUACAAAAGAUUAUCCUCUUAAUUUCUCUACAGAAAAUAUCAAUCUAUUUCUGAAACUUUUGUUGCUAUUCUAGAAUUCACUUGGCCCACACUUUCGCGCAAUUUAUAUAAAUUUGCGUCGGUCGGUUUUGAUGUCUGUGUGUCUGGGUAUUUUGCGUGCAUAUCUUAUUAUCAAAUUCCACUGAUAAUUGGCAAACGUAAUGAACAGGCAGAUUGUGUGUUAUGUUUCCAUUUGAUCGCGUUACCCCAGGACUAAGCAAUACACGCAGAAUGUAUUUGUUAAUUAUUUCAAAGAUUUAUUAAAGCCAUAAACGUUUAAGCAUUUAUCCCAGUCAAGAACAGCGCUGCUUAAUAUUGUUAUCAGCGCUUAAUUAAACAAUACGAAAUAGCCCAAUGUGUGUCGAGGCUUUUUUCUGAUAGGGCCUACAGUAUAUCUUUCGAGAGCGUUAAGUUUUGAGGCAGCACUUUCCUUGCGAUAAUAGAGCUAGCCUAGUAAGACUAAGAGAUCUUGACAAAGUGAUUUAAAAAUUCCAAAACCAUAAACGAAUUUUCCAUCUGAGGAUAAAAAUACAACCACAUUUAUUUCCGUUGGGUAACCUCUUCAGUGAUGUAUCACUGGUAUCAAUGAGGACCCUCACUUCAUCAAUUUAGACGAUCUGCCGUUUACUGAAACCGCAAAGAUUUGAAUAUACUGCAGUUAAAAUAAACUAGCAAAUGGUUACGUGUAUACCUUGCGCGUACUUUUUGUUCUCGACUUCUUCAAUUUCCAAACCAGCUUGUAUUUUAAAAAAAUUGAGCGAGAGAGGCUAGAGCUAGCGUGAUGAAAUAAAGCCAUGUAUGUGUGUAUCUAUGUACUCCUAUUUUAUCGCCUGAUGUACUGUAAUUGGUCAAGCGAAACAUCAAAUUGUUCUCUUUGUUUUAUACCGCAUAGUUAUUUGAAUUUUGGAAAUAUUUUGUUGUUUUAGGAGCUUUCCUAAUUCCGUAUCUCUUGUGUUUGAUACUGGCUGGGGUACCCGUGUUUCUGAUGGAGAUGAGUAUUGGUCAAGUGAUGCAGACAAACGCCGUGAAGGCGUGGAAACAUCUAUGUCCUCUGUUUGGAGGUAUAUUUACAAUGUGCAUGGCGCGAUCUUAAGCUUUAGAUGCAUGAAAUCGAUUUAUCAGCCGGAUACCUACUUUUCAAACAUUUUCUAGCCAGUGACAGUGGAGUAAAUCCAUUUACCGAGUCAAAUCCGAGUCAAUUCCGAGCCCGAGUCAAACGUCCGAGUCGCGAGUAAAAAAAGACGAAAUUGAAUAAAAUUCACAAUCGAAUAGAGUUAAUAGGAAUAGGGCUAAGGUACUAAGUCAUUGAACCGACAAAGACAGCUAAACAGUGACUCCGGGCAUUUGACUCGGAUCUGACUUGGUUAACCGACAAACCUAAUUAGCUACGACAAACUUAGCAAAUGUAGCUACGAACGACGCAAAUGGCAAAUUUCGUACACGUAGUCUUUCCAGACGUCACUCGACCCAGUUUUCACUCAAUCUAUUGUUGCUAAUUUAACCAGAAUAGACAUUAUGCAUAAUGACGUCACAAAGCUUGAUGCCCGCGAGGAAUGCUGGUCUCAUAAGUCAUCGCCCGGGAAAAUUAAACAAUUCAAAAUGGUCACUAUCGAAAUUUUCCCGGGCGAUGACUAUUAAGACCAGCAUUCCUCGCGGGCAUCAAGCCUUAUGACGUCAUUAUGCAUAAGGUCUAUUCCUGCAGGUUAAUUUAACCAGACUAUAUGGUUGAAAAAUUUAAAAAGUUGUGCAUACAGUUUAAAUCAGCCUUAAAGUGCAUAUGACAUGAAAUUUCUUAUUUUCUUAAAUGAAAGAACUCUUUAAGCUGUAGUGUAACUUAUUUUUCAGUUUCUUAUUUUUAUGGUUUGUUCCCAAGAUAUUUCAAUUUGUUUGAUAUGUAAAUGAGUGUGAAUAUGUCCGCUAAUUUAUGACGUCACGUUGGUUGCAAGCUCUUCAAAAUGGUUGAAUAUCACUGCUAUCAUCCAAGAUGAUAAUUUCAAACUUCCUUCACUGGUAAAUGUGAUGAAGCACUGUGGAAAAACGUGAACAGAUAUCUAAAGUUUUUAAAGUUAACAGAUUUAUAACCAGUGUAAGUUGAGCUUGCAACCAACGUGACGUCAUAAAUUAGCGGACAUAUUCACACUCAUUUACAUAUCAAACAAAUUGAAAUAUCUCGGGAACAAACCAUAAAAACAUGAAACUGAAAAAUAAGUUACACCACAGCUUAAAGAGUUCUUUCGUUUAAGGAAAUAAGAAAUUUCAUGUCAUAUACACUUUUAAAUAAAUAAGGCACACAGCUCGCCUGUAUGUUGUCGUAGAUGAGUUGUGUGCUUGAUUUACACAGUCAGUUUUCGGCAAAAGUUGUGUAUAUAGUGUGAAUCAUAGAUAUCUUGGUUGUUUACCAUUUACAUGGAAAUUCCGGUGAUUCCAUACGGAAAGUAAAUGGAUUUAUUUUUUCACCAGUUCCAGGCUCUUCUCGAUUUAAUUCAAACCGAAUGGGUUUUCCAUGUAAAUGGUAAACAACCCGUAUAUACACUAGAUAGUGCAUCUCUUUUAGUAAAAUUGAAGCCAAGAAUAUUCCAGCGGUUACCCCCAUUUGAAGAGAUGGCGGUCAUGUUGGUCGUCCCACUUGCUCAUAAACGCUUAAAAACAAUAAUAACUUUCAUCAUUUGAAUAGUUUAAAAACGUAUUUGGAAUAGGGUUAACUUAAUAUGUUUAAGUUUCCUGUUUAAGAAAUAGAAAACAUUCGAAUCUUCUCAUUUCAUGGGAACGACCUGAGACUGCAAUCACGGCUUCAAUUUUUGAAUUGCAGAAUAAUUAGAUGCACUAUCUAGUGUAUAUAGAUAUCUAUGGCGUGAAUCGGUCUUAACAUUUUCUUUUUCCCAACAGGAAUAGGUUAUGCGAAUAUGGUGAUUUCGUUUAUGGUGUCCAUAUACUACAACGUGAUCCUUGCUUGGUCUUGCUAUUAUUUCUUCAAUUCGUUCAAAGCUAACCUACCCUGGGUCGGUUGCGAUCAUCCGUGGAAUGAUGAUUGUUUCGUAUACAACAAGUCAAAUCCAAAUGCUACUGGCGUUUCGUCAAGUCGAGAGUUUUAUGUGUAGGUUCACUUUUGUUUGUUUAAGGUUACAGGACACCCUUUUUGGCAUUUUGCGGAAAAUCGCUACUGCGCGCUCAAUAUCAGUCCGAUUUUCAUCAAAUUUUCACCAAAUGUUCUCCAGUGCAUGCAAAAUAUGGUAAAGUUGUAAAAUUAACAAACAAUAAAAUAAUGUAAGAAUUAUUCAGGAAAAUCUUAAAUCGCGGUACCUUUACGCUUUUGAGUUGUGCUCCUGCUGGUUUUAAGUUAUAUUUAUGAAAAUAUCAUUUUUAUACAGCAAAAUAGUUGAUCUAAAAAACUGUGUUCGGAAAUUUUUGUUUAUUUCGUCAUUCCGCUGAUAUGGUGAUUUCUUUGACGACUGCAAUAUAUUUCUGAAUUGUUUGAGUGAAUUGCUCUUUAUUUUUAAAAUAUCCAAAAUUUAAAAAAAGCCGAACACAGUUUUGAAACUGACGUAUUUAGCUAUGUCCUGUGAAAAUUUGAGAACAAUUGGUUAAAACACGCAGGAGCACAACUCGUUUGAAAAUCAGUAAUUACCGUAAAAUUUUUCGUGAGAAAAUUGAAUUUGAAUAUUACAUUUUCAAUGUUUUUCUUAUUGCAGCGAAAUGUAUUUUAUUUAAUAACUCUCAAUAGUUGUGCUUCCAGAAAAGUGUGCCAUACAAACGCCAAUAGGUGUUUUAUAAUCUUGUAGUAGUAAGACUAGUCCGAUAAGAGGUGGCCUUUACUGGGCCCUCUAGGAAGACAGAUUUAUAACUAAUGGCAAUUGAGAUAUCAGGAAAAAUCCAGUAUAAACAAGGAUAUUUUAUAGUUCAGCUUUACUCAUGAAUGCAGUAAACAUAACCAGUGAGAGAUAACCCUUCUCAACCUACAAGGCGAAUGGUUUAGUUAAAAUAAGUGAUAACUGUAUAGCAUGCAUAAUCGUGCUGCCAUUUGUACUUACGUUAUUCAUUUGUGUAAACAAACGUAGUUUCAUAAGCCUUAUGGUUUCUUUUUGAUUUCCUCGCCAUUGAUGGUUUGCAAUCAAUCUCUUGAGAUUUACAAGACAAUGAUAUGGCGGACAUGUUGGAGGAAAACACGCUCCAAAAACAAUAGCUGCUAAUGAGAUUCUUUUGUUAGCUUUCCUCCAAAAUGGCCGUCAUGACAUCAAUUGCAAACCAAGAAUAUGCAUAUGUAUAUUUAGUAUUUUUGCACAAGUGAAUAUAACAAAUCCUACAAGUUGAUUGGUCAAAUUUGACCUAUUAAUUCACCUACAGGUGAAUAUAACAAAACCGAAAUUUGCAAAAUGGCGGCUAAUUUUUUUUCUGUGGUAACUAUUAAAUUCAAAAAUUCGAAAUUAAAUCGAGGGUAGAAUUAAUAACCCCAUGCUUUUCUAUUCUUCUCCCACAGACACAAUGUACUAAAAAUCACCGACGGCAUAGAUAACCCAGGCGAGAUGAACUGGGAAAUGUUUGGUUGUUUAUUACUUGCCUGGGUGCUAGUGUAUUUCUGUAUCUGGAAGGGAAUUAGAACGACGGGAAAGGUCAGUGAUUUUGAUCAUAGUCCAAGAAUUCCUGGUUCAAUAGUCCACCUUACAACAUAAUCUGGUUAAAUUAAGUUAACCAGGACUGUGAUUAAAUUUACCAGGAAAUUUAGGGAGCCGUCAUUAUUUAUGGCGGGGGCUGGCACCGGAGAGAAAUGUUUUUCUUGGUAAAAAUUUUGCUGACCCAACCAUUAGGAACCAUUUUUACCCAACCUCAAAUAUCAAUUAAAAAAUAAAUACCCACCCCUGGCCAAAACUUUACAUAAGGAUACCAUUCAGUUGUCACAUAUGUUCUUUAUCACUUUUAUGAAAUGAGUUUGAUAACAUGCUUGUGCUAUACUCUGAAGCCUAACAUUUCAUGUUGUCUGCACAUGUACUUUCUUUGGAGACGCGUACAAAAUGAUCAAGAUAGCACAUUAAUUUUUAACCUUCAAUAUUUUGUUUGCCCAACCCUUUUCUCUUCGAUCGAAAGCGCGGAAUGCGACUAAAAUUUGGCGUCUCUUAUUCCUAGGUUGUGUAUGUGACAGCGACGGCACCUUAUAUCAUUCUGAUCAUCUUGUUCUUCCGUGGGGUAACUUUGGAUGGUGCCAAGGAUGGAAUUUUGUACUUCGUAAAGCCGCAAUUCCACCGUCUUACCGAUUUCAAGGUUUGCUUUUGUUUUCUUUAUGCUUAACUAUUAUUUUCUAUAUUUCUCAACCGCCAGAUGCACUUAAAAAGGUUGCUAACUGUGUAAACUACAAAGUAAAGCUAAAACAAAGCAGUUUUGAGAGGAACGCCCAAAAAAAGUUUUUAGGUUUCGAAAAUACGUGACAAUGAAAAAUGUUGCCUCUUUUUGAUAUGCCAAAUUAUCUUCAUUAUAUAACGUCACACUGCAUAACGACUUUCUGAAAAACUUAAAAAUCUUUGUAUAUUGUUCAACGAAAUCAUAAAUGUAUCAUGCAUAUUACUAAUGUAUAUUAUAUGUCGACAAGUUUGGAUAUCAGUUAUCUAUAAGAGUUUUGAAAGUUUUUUCAGAAAGCCGUUAUGUUAUUGAUGUCAUGAUGAGAGUAAUAUGCAUAUCAGACAUCGCCUAUGCAAGAAUUUUUUUAUGAUUGAAUUGCAAACUUUAUUUAUAAUUUAAAAUCAUACUGUAACUUUUUUUUCUAAAACUUUGUUAUCUUUCCUGUAUAUCAAAAUAUUGGACUUUGUUUGGCAUGCAAAUAUGACUUACAUGACGUCACACUGAAUAAUGUAUUUUACAGAAGACUGUUUCUAGCUUGAUAUUAACUCAGAUUUGCAGACGAAAUGAUAGCUUUGAUAGUUCUUAAAGUAUAUAACUUUCAAUGUCAGUAGAAUUAUCACAUAUUUUGGCAAGGAAACGUUUUCUUUCUAAGAACUCAUUAUGCAGUGUGACGUCAUAUAAGUCACAUUUGCAUGCCAAACAAAGUCCAAUAUCUUGACAUACAGGAAAGAUAACAAAGUUUUAAAAAAAAAUGUUACAUUAUGAUUUUAAAUAAACUUUGCAAUUCAAAAAAAAAAUUAAAAAAUUAAAAAAAUUCUUGCAUAGGCAGUAUUAGGCACUUUAAAUAUCUCAAGAAAGAAACAAACUAAGAUAAAUAUGGUUAAUUUUCAAUAGGUGUGGGUAGAUGCUGCGUCACAAAUUAUGUAUUCGUUAGCCAUUGGCCUUGGUGUAUUACUUGGAUUUUCCAGUUAUAACGACAAAAAGAACCCCACUUUGUACAGGUCAGCAAAGAAAUUUAAUAAUUUUGGAGAGAACAAGAAAAUGUGCUAUUGAUGCCUAAUCUCAUUGUUCUUUUCCUUAUACUUUCAAGCUGUUCGCAGUUUUUGUACGCUGUAUAUUCGAAUUCAGUUUCUCACAAAAAGAUUUACCAUUGAUUUUUGUCAGUGUUGUAAAACUCGUUAUCGAAGUAACGCGUUACUAUAAUUGCUAAAUACUUUUUGAAUAAUUUUUUAGGCCAUUAAUUAGUUGUUGGACGAAAGUAAUUUGUAAUUAUAAGUAAUAGCAUGGCAUUCAGGGCGAUUAUAGCAUAGAUAUCUUAUAUACACUAGAUAGUGCAUCUAAUUAUUCUGCAAUUCAAAAAUUGAAGCCGUGAUUCCCAUGAAAUGAGAAGAUUCGUAUGUUUUCUAUUUCUUAAACAGGGAACUUAAAUAUUAAGUUAAACCUAUUUCAAAUACAUUUUUAAACUAUUCAAAUGACGAAAGUUAUUGUUGUUUUUUAAGCGUUUAUUAGCAAGUGGGUAACACCAACAUGGCCGCCAUCUAUUCAAAUGGGGGUAACCGCUGGAAUAUUCUUGGCUUCAAUUUUACUAAAAGAGAUGAGCUAUCUAGUGUAUAUAAGAUAUCUAUGGAGAAUAGUGAUUAAUUGUACCCGUUACUAUACCUCUCGAGGCUUGAGGGACAUUUCAUCACUACUUGACUGUAAUGCCAUGCUAUCUCUUUGUAAUAACAUAGCUACCGAGACAAUAAAACGGUUUCAUUCGAUUGAAUAAGUUGAAAUGAAAAGACGCGUUUGUUUUUUGAUACUAAUGACUAUUGGGAUAUUCGUUAAUGAGUUACGGUAUCAUGUUUUAGCAAUGAGGUAAAUUAGUCAUUAAUCGUCCCUCGCGAAACAAAUGAUUUCGAGGUAGCUAUGAUGUUACCAUUCUCGUACCCAGAGCCCUUCUUACGUGCGGUGCGACGAGGGGCUCUGGCCAAAUCCAUAACCGGAUACCAUAAAAACAUGGUAAGAAAACAAUAUCCGGUGUUAGAACUAGCCAAUCACAUGCCAGUUCGGAUAUGGAUUUGGCCAGAGCCCCUCGUCGCACCGCGCGUAAGAAGGGCUCUGGGUACGAGAAUGUGAUAUUGCGUAAUUACUUUUCUAAGAUAACGAGUAGCAUUUUUAUGAAAAUAUUUUGCGUUACUUCUGUGUGCUUUUUCAUUUUUCCAUUGUCUAUCGAGGGUUAACAGAUCAUGCGAGCCAUUCCGAAGUUGAUGAGUGGACUGGGGACGAGUGUUAAAAAGUGCCCAAAUUACGAAAUGAACCAAAUCACUAAAAAGACCACCUCAAAAUUAGUAAGUAUACAAAGUUUGAAGAUGUUUACAUGAAUACCCUUCGAAUAAUAAGCUUUCCAAAAUUGUGAAAUUACUGAUUAAAAAGAUUGUUUUUGGGACACGCGUCCCCGAAAACAAAAAUUACAGUACAUUUCAUAGUACUAAUGUCGCGAUUUUCGAAAGCUUAUUAUUCGAAGGGUAUUCAUGUAAACGUUUUCAAACUUUGUAUACUUAGGCUAAUUUUGAGGUGGUCUUUUUCGUGAUUUGGUUCAUUUCUUAAUUUGGGCACUUUUUAACACUCGUCCCCAGUCAGAGCAUCAACUUUGGAAUGACUAAUUAAGUCACAAUUUAAAUUAUACGACUUGUUGCCUUAAUUAAGUGCAUUGAUAUUGUAGCAAUCUAAUUUGAUCUUAUUAAGUAAAAGGCAAUCUGACGAAAAAUUAGAAAUUAAAUUUUUGAUAAGUAAUUCCUAAUUCGUAAUUAGUUACUUUUGAAGGAAAGUAAUUUGUAAUUUGGCAAUAAUUAUCUUUUCGGAGAAGUGAGAAAUAUUUUUUAUUCAUUGGUUAUUUUUCUAACACUGGAUUUCAGAGAUGCAAUUUUAAUUUCAAUCAUAAAUUGUUCAACAAGUAUUUAGCAAUUAACUUUCUGAUGAGUGAUUCCUAAUUCGUAAUUAAUCACUUUUGAAGGAAAGUAAUUUUUAAUUUGGCAAUAAUUACGUUUUCGGAGAAGUAUUAAAUUUUAAUUUUUAUCAUUGGUAAUUUUUAUAACACUGAAUUUCAGAGAUGCAAUUUUAAUUUCAAUCAUAAAUUGUUCAACAAGUAUCUUUGCUGGUUUCGUUAUCUUUUCUGUCGUGGGCAAUAUGGCAGCAUCCCAAGGAAAGUCUGUCACUGAAGUUGCUUCGCAAGGUUUGUUGUUUAAGAACAAGAAUAUGGCACAAACACGAUCGAAACAAUGCAUCUAUGAUUUUAGUAACGCGGUUUUUUUCUAUUUUCCUAGGUCCUGGACUUGUGUUUAUCGCUUACCCAGAAGCCCUUUCGAAGCUGCCGAUUCCUCAGUUUUGGUCGGUAAUCUUCUUUCUUAUGUUGAUUACACUUGGUUUGGAUAGUCAGGUAGGUUAAUUAUGUAUAUAUUUGCAUAUAUACAUAUGUAAGGUUAAUUAUGUAUAUAUUUGCAUGACGCGCGGGAAAAAUAACCAUUUUUCAGCCGAAAGUGGUUAUUUUUACCGCGCAAAUCAUUUUAGUGAUUGAAGUAUAUGUAUAGUUGUUUUUGCUGUCUCGUCGCUUACCCGUCGUAAGCUGUUUUAGGAUGAUAUAGCUAUGCAUAUUUAAGCGAUUAGAGGGCUCAUGGAGAUUAACAAGCGGCGUUCAGUUCACUGGCGUUGUACGUUCUGACAGGGCGCUGAAUAACGGCCGGUCAACGGACAAUGUCCUGCCAGAAUGCGGAGUUGUCCGGUCGAAUUCUUACCUUGCCGGUCAUUUUGACCGGUCACUUUCGGUGAAAGAACAAACUAAUCUUCAUUUUAAUUAAUAAUCAAAAUAUUAUCAAGUAUUAUUAUAACAUGUUGUCGAAUAUUUUUCGGGAAAAGAACUUCAAUGUACGCCAGCUUUCCAACGCCGUAUGUCACAAAGCCCAUGGCCAUGUCUUUGGCUUAAGAUCGAGUUAAGGCUAUGCUUUUAGCGCAGUGCAAGCUGUUUUAGCGAAGUGCAAGCUGUUUUAUGUUUUUAAUUACUGAUUACAGUAAGGCUUUUUGUGAUGUUAUAUUGUGAAAAUAGUCACAUUUUUAGAGGUAUACUUUACUAUACGCUUUGCUUUAAGCUGAAUAAUUUGACCGGCCAGAAAUUCGGCAUGUCCGAGCUAAAAUUGAAUUGGCCGGUCACCUUGACCGGCGACCCUCCAGCCGUUAUUUCGCGCCCUGCGUACAAAGUCGAACCGUUAAGGAUGGUGACAGCUAUCCCGAACUUAUAUUACUAAAUAUAGAUAUAUUAUAAAACGAAUAAACAUUACUGAUAUUUAUCGCAGCUUUGAAAGCUGCCAUGCUGUUCAGCAAAACCAGUCUAUUCAUUAUAAAAUGUGAUGGGGGUGAUUUCCCCGACAAACCACUCUGUACGUUUUUCUAGUUUGGCCAAGUGGAAGUGUUAUGCGGGGUUAUUAUCGAGAAAUAUCCCAAGAAACUCCGUCCUUACAAAGAACUUGUAGUCUUAGCCGUUUGUUUCGUUCUAUUCCUGCUGGGAAUAGCCUGCGUCACCCAGGUAUAUUAUUUUUUAUUUUUUUGGUAAUCAUGCAUAAACCCCUAUAGCCUUCCUAUAUCGGAGAACUUAAGGCCAUGAUACACGAGGCAAUUUUUGCUGCUACUUCCAACGCAAAAUCUGACAUAGACCCAUGCUAUCCAAAAAGAACUCACAUGCAGGGAAAUCAGUUGUGAACAUGGCUCUUUAAUUUACGUUUACUAAAAUUACUUUCAAACACUCAUUAAUAAUUCAUAAGCUAAUUGGCAAAUCAUGUCAACCAUAAUAUGUCACGUGCAGUGGCUUUAAACCUGAUAAAACACUCCUAAUUAGUAUUCUUUAUAUAAAGAAUACUAAUAAGGCAGUAUCUAUUGUAGUCGUGUCCUCAUUUGUAUUUCUUAUAUAAAGAGUACUAAUAAGGCAGUAAAUCUAUUGAAUUUGUAGUCGUGUUUGAAGCCGUUUAAUAAACUCGCAGGUCGUGCUUUAUUAGGUCUAAAGCCACUCGCGCUGCGCGCUUGUGUCUUUAAACCAAAUAAAACACUCCUGCUCGUUUAUUAAACAGUACAUAAACAACUAUCUGCAUUAAUUGCGUCUGAAUGCGAGAUGCGUUCCUACUAUUUACCCUCUAUUCAUAAACAAUCAAUACUCUUGUCAGCUUUUCGCGCCAUUGGAUUUUUAUAACAUGGCACUAGGGUAUACGGUUCGACCGCUUGUUCCCUACCACCCCAGUUCCUCAGAUUUUCAUAAAUUUCUUUUAAGGGCGGUAUUUAUGUGUUUAACCUGUUGGAUUCAUUUGCCGCUGGCGUCUGUCUCAUAUUUGUUGUCAUUUUCGAAUUGCUUGUUGUAGGCUGGGCAUUCGGUAGGUAUAUAUAGCAUCUGUGAGCACGAUAACAUUUCAAACGUGUAGACAGUCCGAAUCAUGCUGGAGUGCACACGAAACAAUAGCUCGAAAUCAAGGCGGGCCAUUAAUGGUCGCUAGUCCUGUUUUAAUGGAGGAAUGUAAAUGCAAUUUUGCCAACCCAUUUCAACCACUAAUUUAAAAUAUUUCUUUUCACAAAAGUGUUGGCGAAAAAAAUUUCCUAGACAUUAAAUUUUCUUUUCCUUUCUUCGUUAAUGUUUUCAUUAUUUUUUCGUAAAUUUUCCAAAAUUUUUGCUAUAAAUAUUAGUUUUUAAUCAGUGUAGCUCAUAUAUUUUAGUUUUCCCCCUUCCUAUCCAAUUCAAGUUUUGCCGACUAUGAACACAAUCCCCCCUUACGACGCCCUGAGUGUGUUUCCCGAAAUCAUUAUCUCCUUUGAAUUUUAGGUGGUAGAACCUGGGUCGAUGAGAUAUACAGUUUGACCGGCACAAGAAUACAUACAUGGUGGAUAAUUUGUUGGAAAUAUAUCUCCUUGUUUUUGGUUGUUGUAAGUACAAACCAUUGAGGCAAAGUUGAAAAUGAGCCGCUGAAAAAAGCUGCAAUCAUAUAUUUUCGCUCGCUACUCUGGUUUUAAUAAAUGCGGAAUACAAAGCCCAGUUAAUUUGCAUUCACGACCCAACGUUUCGACACUCCAGUCUUGUGUCUUCAUCAAGGGUGACAUGAAGUCGCAAUUCACAAUGUGGUUUCUUUAUACCCAUGGGAUGACGUCAUCUGCCAACAAGAUGGAUAUAUGAUGCUUGUGCGUGAUGUUACUCUGAGUGUAUAUCCACACCGGGCAAGCUUAAAAAAUAUGCUUGGCCACGGUGGGAAUCGAACCUACGACCUUUGGAAUACUAGCCCAAUGCUCUGCCAACUGAGCUACGCAGUCAGGUCGGUUCGAGUAUGUGAUAUUUCGGAACUGAGUCUAGUUCCUUCGAUAUCAAUGUAAUCUAGUAAUCAUGAUGUUUUCUGUGUUGGUGUAAUGUACUCAGGUGAAUAAGAUGCUUGUGUGAUGUUACUCUGAGUUUAUAUCCACACCAGGGCGAGCUUGAAAAAUAUGCCCGGCCAUGGUGGGAAUCGAACCUACGACCUUUGGAAUACGAGCCCAAUGCUCUGCCAACUGAAGUAACUGAGCUACGCGGUCAGGUCGGUUCAAGUAUGUGAUAUUUCGGAACAGAAUCUAGUUCCUUCGAUGUAAUCUAGUAAUCAUGAUGUUUUCUGUGUUGGUAUAUAAUGUACUCAGGUGAAUAUGAUGCUUGUGAUGUUACUCAUAAAUUUACUCAAAGAACCUAGUAUCACAAAAGUAUCAAGGCCUUUGCAGGACAAACUGGAGGUUAACCCUAUAUUUGGAUCCCCUUAUCUAAUUACAAUAUACUUUCUUAGCUAAGGCACGAUAAAUACUAUACACUAUAGAUUAAAAUAAUUCAGUACAUUUGCAUAUGUAGUUUUAGACUGUUCUUAAAGUUCUUAAUGUUGUCUACUUCAACUAUACCAAGCUUGGCAAGUUGUUCCAUAAGGUGAUGUUUCUUACGAAAAAGAAUAACAAUCGCUAUGGUCAAAGACGUUGCCUAGAAACGUGCCAUAUAAAUAUGAGUAAUCAUGCUUUGAAUAGGGAUGAUGGUGCUUAUUUACCACAUAUUCAUCUUGUUGGCAGAUGAUGUCAUCCCGAUACACUGUAGGAAGCCACUUUGCGUCUUCAGAUCACCCCUGAUGAAGACACUAGACUGGAAUGUCGAAACGUUGGUUUGUGAAUGCAAUUCGACGGGGCUUUGCAUUCAUUGAUAAAAAACAGAGUAGCGAGCGAAAACAUGACUAAUACCUUAUUAUAGGAAAUUAACGAUGCACUUUAUUAACACGGAUUUUAAAAAUUCGCGUUAAUUUAAUUAAUGUUAAUUUAUGUGAUCGUUAAUUUUAAGUAUGUAAUUUUCAUUUAUCGUUAGCUAAAAAUACCUAGAUUUGUUUCAUAUAACACUAACUCUUUUGAUAUCAAAAUACAGCAUAUUAACGUAAACUAAAAACAUCAGUGCUCCUCUUAACAUUAAACCUUUGUUGUUGUUGUGUCUAUAUUUUCCGAUUCGCGUUAAUUUAAUUAAUUUGUCAACCAUCGAGAUCGGAUUCGCGUUAAUAUAAUCAUGUUUUAAAAGACCUAGAAGCAAUCCGCGUUUAUAAUUUGAUGUCGCGUUCAUUUAUGUCGCGUUAAUAAAGUGUAUCGUUAAUUUCCUAUAACAAGGUAUACCUUGUUGCCGUGAACUCACAAUCUUUGAAACCUGUAAUGUUCAACCCUAUAGGUGGCAAUGUGUCCUGAUGCGACCACUUUAUUAUUUUACCGCUUUGUCUGUCCAUGGUCUGUCUAACGCCAUCCAAUUCGAUGUCACUAUAAAUUAACAUAAAAUUGUAUUUAAAGCCCCCCCCCCCCCCCCGAUUCCCCAUUGAAAGCAGUCCUAUUUACAUUUCCCUGUGUUUUCUAUCAGGGGGUAUUCUUGUUCAGUCUGAUCAAAUAUCCUGAGAAAGGUAUCACAUAUGAGAAAUACAGAUAUCCGGUAUGGGCUGAAAUACUUGGUUGGUUUAUUGCUGGUCUACCUAUGCUCUGUAUUCCUGCGUAUGCUGUGUGGAAAAUCAUUCACACAGAGGGAACUUUGAUAGAGGUAAUAAAGCAUUUAUGGUCCAGUGCUGUUACUUAUUUUUGAACCAGUUUAUACAGCUACAGUACAGUUACAUGCUGGAAAAGGUAUCGGUAAAAGUUACACAUACCCGAAAUAUAUUACUAGUUAGGCGUAAAAAAAAAAUACCUGUGGUUCCGGUUUCAUAUCGUGAAAAAAUUAGGGUCGGUAGGUCGGAAAUAAAUUUUUUUUUUGAAUAUUUUUUUCAUGGUUUUGGCGUUUUUUUGCUGGGCGAUUUGCAGUAGAGUCCCGACAUCAAUAUUAACUAGAGAUGCGUAUUUCCUAUCAUCCUAUGGACGAAUUUAGGCAAUUUGGUUCAAUAAUUAGUCUGACAACAGACGCCAUUUUGGCACGCUGCACGAGCAGCCCGCAACCACCUGGAGAAAAUAGGGUCGCACAGUCAAUCGCGUUGAAUAAAUAAUAGGGUCGGCAGAAAAAAAUAGGGUCGGUCGGGAACCGGAACCACAGGUAUUUUUUUUACGCCUUACUGUUAUUAUUAAAGUGCCUAUGCAAGAAUUUUUUUAUGAUUGAAUUGCAAAGUUUAUUUAAAAUCAUAAUGUAACUUUUUUUCUAAAACUUUGUUAUCUUUCCUAGAAUGUUUACUGAUAGUGACACUUUCAAGUUUCAACGCAUUUUUAAUCAUUUACUGAUUUCCUUUUAUAUUUUUCAGCGAAUCAAGUUCUUGCUGAAGCCUGAAUUUAGUCUGACCCAAAUGAAUCCGGUAAAAGAAAAGGCGGUGGAAUUGACUGGAUUUCAUGUCGCCAGCAGGAUUUGA
Molecule: messenger RNA, 20090 nt
Organism: Paramuricea clavata
Lineage: Eukaryota; Metazoa; Cnidaria; Anthozoa; Malacalcyonacea; Plexauridae
Source: the annotation of a GenBank genome assembly